AAUCGAUUAGCAUGACCUGCAGAUGGGGGCGGAUUGAUGAAGCCACGCCUCCAUUAACCUGAAAUUGAACUGAAAAACAUGAAAUAUCUACGAUUAUAGCGAGAAGCGCCAGUGUAGUGCAACUGUGAUUGCAAAGCAUCAUAAACGCACGCGCCUGAUCAUCUUCAUCUUCAUCAUCUUCAUCAUCAUGUCUGAGCGCAUCGGGUUCAUCACGCGCGUGCAGAGCUUCAGCGCCUGCCAUCGCUUACACAGCAAAUCAUUAAGUGAUGAGGAGAACAAAAGAAUAUUUGGAAAAUGCAACAAUCCUAAUGGUCAUGGUCAUAACUACACAGUUGAAGUGACCGUUCGGGGAAAGAUUGACAGAAACACAGGAAUGGUGAUGAAUCUUACUGAUCUGAAGGAGAAUAUUGAGGAGGCCAUCAUGAAACCUCUUGACCAUAAAAAUCUGGAUCUGGAUGUGCCGUAUUUUGCUGAUGUUGUCAGCACCACAGAAAACCUGGCCGUGUUUAUUUGGGAGAGUAUGGUGAAGCUUCUCCCUCCUGACAGCUUGUAUGAGAUCAAAAUAUAUGAAACAGACAAAAAUAUUGUGUUUUACAGAGGUGAAUAGAAUAGGACUCUCAGUACAGCAGCGCACAGUGAUUGAUUUCAAGAAAGUGUAUUAGGUGAGAGCGACACCUGCUGUGUUUCACUGCAUUAUGGGAUUUAUGUAAGUCACUGGGAAUUUGGCUCAGCUGUCCAGCCUGUGAGAUUGAUCCUAUUACACAGAGAUUACACACACACCCACACACACACACACAAUCUUUUUUUCAAAAUAGCAGCCUUCUCCUCUAUGCCCAUCGUCUAAAUGGACCCAUAUUCAUCCUCAAAGUAAGCCUGUUUGAACAGAACAAAAAAAAAUAUAUAUAUAUAUAAUAACAUUUUUAAUACUUAAAUACCUUUCAAUGCAUUUUACUUCUAUAUCCUUUCAUUUUUUCAAUGCAUUUCUAAAAAAAUAAAAAAAAGUUCAUUGCAUUUCCAAUAGAUGGCGUUACAAGUGUGUCAGAUUUCAUUCCAAUAAAGUUUGCCAUCAAAAACCUGAACAUCAAGAGUUACAUCUCUGUUAUUGAGGAAAAGAUGCUAUACAUUUGAAUAUUUUAUGGUUUUAGAUAUUUGACUGUGCUUCUGUUUUGAAGAUUAAACUCUACACCAGCAUCUA
This is a messenger RNA of Carassius carassius (crucian carp), 1195 nucleotides long. It is a transcript of the gene pts, whose product is annotated as 6-pyruvoyltetrahydropterin synthase. The record is from RefSeq and is a predicted model, not a curated record. Gene Ontology annotation, molecular function: 6-pyruvoyltetrahydropterin synthase activity. Gene Ontology annotation, biological process: tetrahydrobiopterin biosynthetic process. Gene Ontology annotation, cellular component: mitochondrion. Lineage: Eukaryota; Metazoa; Chordata; Actinopteri; Cypriniformes; Cyprinidae. The transcript is spliced from 6 exons. The coding region runs from base 188 to 607 and encodes 139 amino acids.